ACACAAACCAACCACAAUAUACGUACUCAACCAACAAGAAUACACCAUGGCCGUCCCAGCGCUCGAGGGUGCGCCUGUACUCUCGACACCCGAUACACACAUCUUCGAAGACCCGACGCCGGCUGUGGAUCCUUCGAAUCUGCCUCGAUUAUCAGACGAGCAGGUUGCGCUCACGUACGAGAUUGAACGCACAGUGCGGGAAAUACGAGAGGGAAAAUGGAAGAGGAUUGCCCUGCAGUUUCCAGAUCAUAUGCUCGGUGAUGCACCGAGAGUGUAUGACCAUUUGACUCGAGGGCUGAAGAAGGAGCGGAAAGGGCAGAACAGUAGCGAACAAGAAAAGAGCGGGCAGUCGCUGAAUGGCACGACGGCGCCGACUGUUGAAGAAGAAUUGGCUACGGAUAUGAAAAAAGCCAGGUUACAGGACAGCGGGGGUGUCGUCGAGGAAAAACUGUUUAUACUGGGAGAUACCUCAUAUGGCGCGUGCUGUGUAGAUGAAGUGGCUGCAGAGCAUGUCGACGCGGAUGUAGUCGUGCACUAUGGCCGCUCAUGUCUAUCGCCGCCAUCAAGACUACCAGUCAUUUACGUUUUCACCGAGCGGGAGCUCGACAUCGACGCCACUAUCGCAACGUUCAAGGAGACCUACCAAGAAAAGGACAAGAAAAUAGUUCUCAUGGCGGACAUACCGUACUCGCACCACAUCCCACGUCUAUAUCAACGCCUCCACGAAGACGGGUACACGAAUCUCCACGCCACAGAAAUCGUACACAAGCCAUCUUCACCCCUGCCCAACCGAACCGUCCCGCAAGAAUUACAAGAAAAAGGCGACGACGCCCUCCGCGACUACGCCCUCUUCCACAUUUCCGACCCACCUACAUCUCUCCUCCUCGCCCUCUCCUCUCGUGUAUCCUCAAUCCACAUCUACCCCACCACCGAACCAGCCAGCUCCGCCUCCCUAGCCAACACAUCAAAAACACUAAACAGGCGCUACGCCCUCAUAACCUCCCUCUCCACAACCCCCAUCUUCGGCAUUCUCAUCAACACGCUCUCUGUGAAAAACUAUAUGCACAUCCUCUCGCACGUCCAACAGCAAAUCGCCGCCGCAGGCAAGAAAUCCUACACUUUUGUCGUGGGCAAGGUCAACGCGGCGAAAGUAGCCAAUUUCAGCGAGGUAGGCGGCUGGGUCGUAAUCGGGUGCUGGGAGAGCAGUUUAAUCGAGAGUCGAGAUUUCUGGCGGCCCAUGAUUACGCCGUGGGAGCUUGGUGUUGCGCUAAAGGGGGAUGCGGAGCGUGUGUGGACGGGGGCUUGGGAGCCGGAUUUUCAGAAGGUGUUGGAUGAGGAUAGGGAGAAAGAAGAGAAUCAAGAGACGACGGGCGAUGUUGACGAGAAAGAGAAAGAGGGUCAAGAGGGUGUAGAGUACGAUUCUGAAGAGGAGUCUCAGCCCCCAGAGUUUGAUCUUAGGACUGGUCAGUAUGUCUCGCAUGCGAGGCCUAUGCGGUCUGCUGCAGCGAAGAAUACGCCGAAGGCUGUUGCGAAUGGUGAUGGUGCACCUUCAGCUAGUUCGGCUCUGGCGAAACGUGCGAAUGGCGAUAUUGCGGCUGUGGGUGGUGUGGCGUCGCCCGGUGCUGAGUAUCUGCGAUCAAAUCGCACAUGGCAGGGCUUGGGUAGUGAUUAUCAGAAUGGGGAGGAUGGAGAAGAAGGUACGGGGAAUGCGAGGGCAGCAAAGAUGGAAGAGGGGAGGAGCGGGAUUGCGAGAGGGUAUGUUGUUGGGGAUGAGGGGAGGACACAUUGAGGAAAAGAAGGAGACUGAAAAUGUUUUCUGAUGUAAAAGUGGUAUUUCUUGUAUAUGUAUAUUUUUCCUUGCCGUGGGCCCAUGGGCAGAAAGAAUAAAACAUGGUUUGACUCCUGCACGUCAUUCACAACACAUUAUCAUUGUACAUCAUUAUCAUCGUAUAUCAUUAUCAUC
Molecule: messenger RNA, 1963 nt
Organism: Bipolaris sorokiniana ND90Pr
Lineage: Eukaryota; Fungi; Ascomycota; Dothideomycetes; Pleosporales; Pleosporaceae
Exons: 1
Coding region: 47-1789 (580 amino acids)
Biological process (GO): protein histidyl modification to diphthamide
Molecular function (GO): 2-(3-amino-3-carboxypropyl)histidine synthase activity
Source: RefSeq, a predicted model, not a curated record